Rattus norvegicus (Norway rat) is the source of this 10528-nucleotide messenger RNA. NCBI's taxonomy places the organism in Eukaryota, Metazoa, Chordata, Mammalia, Rodentia, Muridae. The record is from RefSeq and is a predicted model, not a curated record.
AGCGGCCCUUUUAAUGAGGGUUGCGACGUCUCCCUCCCCACGCCCAUAAACCAGCCGGUUGGACGUCACCACUAAUUCGUUUCAGCGGUGAUAGGAUAAAGCAGGGACAUUAAGAAAUAAAUUCCCCCUCACGACCCUCGCGGAGCUCGCUGCGCGGUUCCUGCAUAUUGAUGCAGCCGCAGGGUGCGAGCGGCUACUUAGCACAGAGACUGCUCCUAGGGGCAGCUGCGGCCGGGGUGAGCCAGGUUGUGCGAAGGGAAGCUGGCAGCCUCCAGUCCUGAACUUGGCUGGGCUAGAGCGGAGCGAGGCGGGAGCAAGAGACUGGGAGGGGGCGGGGAGCGCUCGCUCUGGAAGCUCCUACCCUGUGGCGCUGUUGGAGCCCGGAGCAUCCUGCCCCGGAGCGAGGCUCUGGAUCCGCGCGCUCAGCAGCUGCGGGAGGAGGAGGCGCGGAAGACAGGGUGAUCAGCGGGAUCCACAGCCCUGGAACUGCGCGGGCUCGGCAGCAGCUCCAGGUAGAAGCCCCUAUGUCACCUCUGCGUCUGACAAGCUGGUGACCAAGAUGCCCAGAGACUAGACCCUAUGCUUGUGAGUCACAGUCAUCAGACACGGCAAACCUCCAGUCUUCCUGACCUGUUGCUUAGGGAUACAUCCCGUUGCUGCCCCUGACGUCUGCCUGGUCAACCUUGACUUCCUUUGAGAGUAAGGAAGGGGGCGGGGACACGUUGAAAUCAUGCCACCCAAGGCCGAAUGGCAAUGAGCAGAUGACGCCAAGUUGACGUCAAAGACAGAGGCGACAGAAACUCUGCAGCCAGCUCUUGCCCCCGAGGAGCUCAGGUUCCUGCAGGAGUCAUUUUAGCUUAGUCUUCUGAAGGACACAGAUACCAUGGAAGAGAACACGUUUGGGGUUCAGCAGAUCCAACCCAAUGUAAUUUCUGUUCGUCUCUUCAAACGCAAAGUGGGAGGUCUGGGCUUCCUGGUGAAGGAACGGGUCAGCAAGCCUCCCGUGAUCAUCUCAGACCUGAUUCGAGGAGGUGCUGCGGAGCAGAGCGGCCUUAUCCAAGCUGGAGACAUCAUUCUCGCAGUCAACGAUCGGCCCUUGGUAGACCUCAGCUAUGACAGUGCCCUGGAGGUUCUCAGGGGCAUUGCCUCUGAGACCCACGUGGUCCUCAUUCUGAGGGGCCCUGAGGGCUUCACUACACAUCUGGAGACCACCUUCACAGGGGAUGGAACCCCCAAGACCAUCCGGGUGACCCAGCCCCUCGGUCCUCCCACCAAAGCCGUCGAUCUGUCUCACCAGCCUUCAGCCAGCAAAGACCAGUCAUUAGCAGUAGACAGAGUCACAGGUCUGGGUAAUGGCCCUCAGCAUGCCCAAGGCCAUGGGCAGGGAGCUGGCUCAGUCUCCCAAGCUAAUGGUGUGGCCAUUGACCCCACGAUGAAAAGCACCAAGGCCAACCUCCAGGACAUCGGGGAACAUGAUGAACUGCUCAAAGAGAUAGAACCUGUGCUGAGCAUCCUCAACAGUGGGAGCAAAGCCACCAACAGAGGGGGACCAGCCAAAGCAGAGAUGAAAGACACAGGAAUCCAGGUGGACAGAGACCUCGAUGGCAAAUCGCACAAAGCUCCGCCCCUGGGCGGGGACAAUGACCGCGUCUUCAAUGACCUGUGGGGGAAGGACAACGUUCCUGUGGUCCUUAACAACCCGUAUUCAGAGAAGGAACAGUCCCCUACCUCGGGGAAACAGUCUCCCACCAAGAACGGCAGCCCUUCCAGGUGCCCCCGUUUCCUCAAGGUCAAGAACUGGGAGACGGACGUGGUCCUCACCGACACCCUGCACCUGAAGAGCACACUGGAAACGGGGUGCACAGAGCACAUCUGCAUGGGCUCGAUCAUGCUGCCUUCCCAGCACACGCGGAAGCCAGAAGAUGUCCGCACAAAGGACCAGCUCUUCCCUCUAGCCAAAGAAUUUCUCGACCAAUACUACUCAUCCAUUAAGAGAUUUGGCUCCAAGGCCCACAUGGACAGGCUGGAGGAGGUGAACAAGGAGAUUGAAAGCACCAGCACCUACCAGCUCAAGGACACCGAGCUCAUCUAUGGCGCCAAGCAUGCCUGGCGGAACGCCUCUCGAUGUGUGGGCAGGAUCCAGUGGUCCAAGCUGCAGGUGUUCGAUGCCCGAGACUGCACCACAGCCCACGGCAUGUUCAACUACAUCUGUAACCAUGUCAAGUAUGCCACCAACAAAGGGAAUCUCAGGUCGGCCAUCACGAUAUUCCCUCAGAGGACUGACGGCAAACAUGACUUCCGAGUGUGGAACUCGCAGCUCAUCCGCUACGCGGGCUACAAGCAGCCAGAUGGCUCUACCUUGGGGGAUCCAGCCAAUGUGCAGUUCACGGAGAUCUGUAUACAGCAGGGCUGGAAAGCCCCAAGAGGCCGCUUCGACGUGCUGCCUCUCCUGCUUCAGGCCAAUGGCAAUGACCCUGAGCUCUUCCAGAUCCCCCCAGAGCUGGUGCUGGAAGUGCCCAUCAGGCACCCCAAGUUCGACUGGUUUAAGGACCUGGGGCUCAAAUGGUAUGGCCUCCCCGCUGUGUCCAACAUGCUGCUGGAGAUCGGGGGCCUGGAGUUCAGCGCCUGUCCCUUCAGCGGCUGGUACAUGGGCACAGAGAUCGGCGUCCGUGACUACUGUGACAACUCUCGAUACAACAUCCUGGAGGAAGUAGCCAAGAAGAUGGAUUUGGACAUGAGGAAGACCUCGUCCCUCUGGAAGGACCAAGCACUGGUGGAGAUCAACAUUGCUGUUCUAUAUAGCUUCCAGAGUGACAAGGUGACCAUCGUUGACCACCACUCUGCCACGGAGUCCUUCAUCAAACACAUGGAGAAUGAAUACCGCUGCAGAGGGGGCUGCCCCGCCGACUGGGUGUGGAUUGUGCCUCCCAUGUCGGGCAGCAUCACCCCUGUCUUCCACCAGGAGAUGCUCAACUAUAGACUCACCCCGUCCUUUGAAUACCAGCCUGAUCCAUGGAACACCCACGUGUGGAAGGGCACCAACGGGACCCCCACGAAGCGGCGAGCUAUCGGCUUUAAGAAAUUGGCAGAGGCCGUCAAGUUCUCAGCCAAGCUAAUGGGGCAGGCCAUGGCCAAGAGGGUCAAGGCGACCAUUCUCUACGCCACAGAGACAGGCAAAUCACAAGCCUAUGCCAAGACCCUGUGUGAGAUCUUCAAGCACGCCUUCGAUGCCAAGGCAAUGUCCAUGGAGGAGUAUGACAUCGUGCACCUGGAGCACGAAGCCCUGGUCUUGGUGGUCACCAGCACCUUUGGCAAUGGAGACCCCCCUGAGAACGGGGAGAAAUUCGGCUGUGCUUUAAUGGAGAUGAGGCACCCCAACUCUGUGCAGGAGGAGAGAAAGUACCCGGAACCCUUGCGUUUCUUUCCCCGUAAAGGGCCUUCCCUCUCCCAUGUUGACUCUGAAGCCCACAGUCUGGUUGCUGCCCGUGACAGCCAACACAGGAGCUACAAGGUCCGAUUCAACAGCGUCUCCUCCUAUUCUGACUCCCGAAAGUCAUCGGGCGACGGACCCGACCUCAGAGACAACUUUGAAAGUACUGGACCCCUGGCCAAUGUGAGGUUCUCAGUGUUCGGCCUCGGCUCUCGGGCGUACCCCCACUUCUGUGCCUUUGGGCAUGCGGUGGACACCCUCCUGGAGGAACUGGGAGGGGAGAGGAUUCUGAAGAUGAGGGAGGGGGAUGAGCUUUGCGGACAGGAAGAAGCUUUCAGGACCUGGGCCAAGAAAGUCUUCAAGGCAGCCUGUGAUGUGUUCUGCGUGGGGGAUGACGUCAACAUCGAGAAGGCGAACAACUCCCUCAUUAGCAAUGACCGAAGCUGGAAGAGGAACAAGUUCCGCCUCACGUAUGUGGCGGAAGCUCCAGAUCUGACCCAAGGUCUUUCCAAUGUUCACAAAAAACGAGUCUCGGCUGCUCGACUCCUCAGCCGCCAAAACCUGCAAAGCCCUAAGUCCAGCCGAUCGACCAUCUUCGUGCGUCUCCACACCAACGGGAAUCAGGAGCUGCAGUACCAGCCAGGGGACCACCUGGGUGUCUUCCCCGGCAACCACGAGGACCUCGUGAAUGCACUCAUUGAACGGCUGGAGGAUGCACCGCCUGCCAACCACGUGGUGAAGGUGGAGAUGCUGGAGGAGAGGAACACUGCUCUGGGUGUCAUCAGUAAUUGGAAGGAUGAAUCUCGCCUCCCACCCUGCACCAUCUUCCAGGCCUUCAAGUACUACCUGGACAUCACCACGCCGCCCACGCCCCUGCAGCUGCAGCAGUUCGCCUCUCUGGCCACUAAUGAGAAAGAGAAGCAGCGGUUGCUGGUCCUCAGCAAGGGGCUCCAGGAAUAUGAGGAGUGGAAGUGGGGCAAGAACCCCACAAUGGUGGAGGUGCUGGAGGAGUUCCCGUCCAUCCAGAUGCCGGCUACACUUCUCCUCACUCAGCUGUCGCUGCUGCAGCCUCGCUACUACUCCAUCAGCUCCUCUCCAGACAUGUACCCCGACGAGGUGCACCUCACCGUGGCCAUCGUCUCCUACCACACCCGAGACGGAGAAGGACCGGUCCACCACGGGGUGUGCUCCUCCUGGCUCAACAGAAUACAGGCUGACGAUGUAGUCCCCUGCUUCGUGAGAGGUGCCCCUAGCUUCCACCUGCCUCGAAACCCCCAGGUGCCUUGCAUCCUGGUUGGCCCAGGCACUGGCAUCGCACCCUUCCGAAGCUUCUGGCAACAGCGACAAUUUGACAUCCAACACAAAGGAAUGAAUCCGUGCCCCAUGGUUCUGGUCUUUGGGUGUCGACAAUCCAAGAUAGAUCAUAUCUACAGAGAGGAGACCCUGCAGGCCAAGAACAAGGGCGUCUUCAGAGAGCUGUACACUGCCUAUUCCCGGGAACCGGACAGGCCAAAGAAAUAUGUACAGGACGUGCUGCAGGAACAGCUGGCUGAGUCUGUGUACCGCGCCCUGAAGGAGCAAGGAGGCCACAUUUAUGUCUGUGGGGACGUUACCAUGGCCGCCGAUGUCCUCAAAGCCAUCCAGCGCAUAAUGACCCAGCAGGGGAAACUCUCAGAGGAGGACGCUGGUGUAUUCAUCAGCAGGCUGAGGGAUGACAACCGGUACCACGAGGACAUCUUUGGAGUCACCCUCAGAACGUAUGAAGUGACCAACCGCCUUAGAUCUGAGUCCAUCGCCUUCAUCGAAGAGAGCAAAAAAGACGCAGAUGAGGUUUUCAGCUCCUAACUGGAUCCUCCUGCCCCCGUGCGUGCGAUGUGGGGCGGCUGCCCCAAGUGCCCAAGUGAGGGCGGCCGCAGGUUGACUAAAUUCGGACACACACGGCUGAACCGAGUGGCCCUGCUCUGCCUCUUGUCCUGUUGCUGUGUCCUGGUCCUUCUUCCUGCUCUGGGCUCUCUCAACCCCACCCCUGGGUUUUCUCCUUGACUCUUGGGCUACGAUGCAUCACCCUUGUACCCUGCAGUGGCUCUCACAAAACCGCAUCCUCCCCACCCCCACCCGAUUGCUGCCAAGGGCAGGUUGCGGUGCAUGGCUGUUGCUCCUGUUGCUGGGGUCUGAAGGUGGCUGGCGCUGGGCCUCAGGUCACCCUGAACCAGUCCCUUGGCCACUUAAGCCCCCUUCCACCCUCUUUUUAUGAUGGUGUGUUUGUGUGUGUGUGUGUGUGUGUGUGUGAGAGAGAGAGAGAGAGAGAGAGAGAGAGGAGUGUCCUAGAUCAUUCUCUGUCCUUUUGCCUGCACAUGCGUGCUGACCUGACCUGUGGUUCCACUGCCUUCUCAGAGGAUGUUCAGUGCCACGAAACGUGUUCCUAGAUACUGUUAAUCCCUCCCACGUCCACCAUGACAGGCCUGUGUCAGCCUCCCGGAAGCACAUCAGGCCCCCUUACUAAGCACAGAAGAGACAGGCGCACGUGGAGAGGGAGGUGUCCCUAUGGAGGAGCCAACCACAGAAUCCAAGGUGUUCAGAGUCUGACCCUCUCGGCAGAGGUCUGUCUGGGAAAUCCACCAGACAGUGGAUUGGCCAAGCUCCUCUCCAUUCUCACCAACCCCAGCUGGGGCCAACAGGAUGUUGAGCUGUCUUUCCCAGGCAACCCUAGCUCUGGGCCCAGCAGCCAUACUGUACCAGGAAGCAUGCUGGGAGUAAGGUCUUUGCCACCAAGGGUACUUGGGUUACCCUUCCAAGUUCAUCUUCAUUAAUCGAGUGGAUAGGCCUUUCUCAGUGCUUUGGAGCCUUGACGGAUGUCAGGGAGGAAUAGGGUAUCUGCUUUUCAUGCCUCCUGCUAGACAGUGGUUCCCUUCCCCCAAAACAAGCAGCAUAGGCAACAGAAUUCUAGCCGUGGCCCGUUGGCUCUCGGAGGUAAGCAUCUUCUGAGGCUGUGCAGUGGUUCCUUAUUACUAUAAGUAAAAGUUACAUCAGAUGGUACUGACAGUCAAGAAACCCCCAGAGUCCCCAGGCUCAAGAGAUUAGCUCUGGGGUCCCAUGUUCUGUGUCCCCGUUUGGUUGUGUGAGGCAGAAAGAAAAAACCCAAACAAACCGUGCUGGGGCCUGCUUUCCUAAUGUUAAAAAUGAAGGCUGUCAAAUAGAAAAUUCUUUACAGUUGUGGGGCCCGAAACCCUAAGGGCUCCAACCCCACCCCCUUUUUUCUCUGUCUUCUUUCUUUUCCUUCCUUCCCUUUCCUUUCUUUUUCCCCCAGAGUCUCCUGUUUCUCAGGCUGACUUUGAACUCAUGACCUCUAAUUCCUAACCCUACCACAUCCAGUUUGUGAUCUUGCCAGAGGCUCAAAGCCGGAACCUCCUGCGUGCUAGGCCAGCACUCUACCAGCCAAGCUACAUCCCCAGCCUUCAGUCCCCACCCCCAAGAUCAGAGACAGGUCUCCCGUGGCACUGGACAACCCUGCCAGGUCCCAUCACUAGCAUGGGAACUUGGUCCUAGUUAAAAUCUCACACCUGCCCUACCUUAGUACCACUGUUUCCUACUUGGUCUUCCAUCUCUGUGGAGACUUAGCCCUCAGUACCCCCAGAGCCACCUUCUGUACCCCAAAGGUAAGGCAGUAACUUCCUACUGACCUCAAACACAGACCCCCAAACACAGUCCCAGGGACGUUCUCCUCAACCUUUCAAGCCUCUGGGGACGCUUAAAACGUAGUUUAUUCCCCUGAUCUGAACCGCUAGGCCCAACCUCCGUUGAAGAGCCCUCUCUCUCUGCAAGCCAAGAUGCAUGCACACACCUCUGAAUAAGGAACGCUACUCUGUGACAGGCUCCACCCCCACCCCCACCCCCACCCCCGGAUAUCCCCGUGCUGCCAGUAGCGAGUGGACAGAUGGAAGCCCCGUGUCAUUUGCCAGAGUCCAAAGACACCAGUUACAUAACCAGGUUCAAGAGGGACUUCUGUUCAUCAGUGCUAGGGAUGGGACCCAGGACCUCACACAUUCCUGGCUGAACUAUUCCCCCAACCCCACCCCCACCCGCAAAGAGAAUAUUUUUAAAAGACAUCUGAACUCUUGACACAGGCAGCUUCCUUGGCUCCUGGCUAGGAGGCUGGGGGUCAGUCGGGUACUUCGCUCCUUUUUCAAAAUGCCUUAAGCAGCUUAUCCAAAGGCUAAGCAAAGGUGGGCGUCUGGGGUGGGUCAAUACUGCCCUCUGCUGGUGGUUUUUAGUUCAAGCCCAGCAACAAGCCCAAAAGUACGGCUUAGACUAGGAGAACCGAGUGGGUAAACUUGUUUGUUUACAUUGUCGCAGUAGCUCCAACUGUUUCACAAGAGUAGGUUUGCCCAUUUACACUCUCUGCUGUUCCUGUGGCUGUGGUCCCCAAGGAGCUCAGCCCACGGGAGGUGGCAGGGCUUCCCUGCACGUCCUCGAAGAAAGCAGUGCCUUUCUUUGGGAGGCGGGGGGGGGGGGGGGGGGGGCUGGUAUUUAGGUCCCACUAUGAUGCAAGCAGACCUGACCCACAUUCUAUUGCUGCCCCGUUUAUGCAGAAGGUGAUUCCGGAUUGUACCUGAGCAAGAGAAUGUCCCGGGACAGUACCAACCCAAGCUCUGAUAAGCCUCCACCUUCCCUUUCCUUUACACCUGCCGCUUCCCAGCAGCAAGAUAACUAGCCUGAGGGAGGGGAGAGGCAGGCAGAGUCAUGGAUUCUUAGGCUAAAUCAGCAAGACCUGGUACCCGUCCGUGGUAGAGUGAAGACAGACAGAGUAGAGAGAUCCCGGCCUCUGGGUGAAGAAGGAAGUUGAAUCGGGCCUCAGUACAAAGGGAGAAAGCUAAGUUGGCCCAAAAAACACAGGACCAAGGGUGCCGGUUUCCCUGAUGAAGCCCCCUGCUUCAGGAUGCAAGGGUGAAGAUUUUGUUCUAGCCCUAGGCAAAAUGGAAAGUUUCUGACCCUGAUGUCUGAACACCCCCCAUCCCUGCAGGGUGUCUCUGUCUGUCUGUUUCUCUCUCUCUCUCUCUCUCUCUCUCUCUCUCUCUCUCUCUCUCUCUGUGGGUUUGUGUGUCUGUCUGUCUGUCUUCUCUUUCUCUCUCCCUCACCCCCCUCUGUCACCUGUCACUCUGUCUUCUCUCUCUCCUUCUCCCUCCUCUCUCUCUGUCUCUGUCUCUCUUUCCCCCCACCCCCCUCUCUCUCUCUCAUGCACACACCUACACAGCCACACAGAGCCUGUUCACUGGAAGCUGUGGGCUUCCAGGUUAAGUUCAGCCAAGGGACCCAAUGCAGACAGCCUUCAGGGACAGGGUCCAGCCUUGAGAGUUCCAGGAGGCCAGGCUAGCGCACUCACACGCUCGCUCUCUCUUGUGCUCUCUCUUGCGCUCUCUCUCUCUCUCUCUGUCUCUGUCUCUCUCUCUCCCUCUCUCUCUCUCUCUCUCUCUCUCUCUCUCUCUCUCUCUCUCUCUCUCGUCAGGCACCACCUAGAGGGAAAGGCACCCAAGAGGAGAAGUUGACCAUGCUAUGUCUCAAGCAUGGAGACCCAGGGACCCCAGAGAAUCUGUUUUCUAUUACAAGUCUGACAUCUUAAUCCCCAGUGCCAAAAUGCUCCAGAAUCUAAAGCGUUUUGAGUGCCAACAGGCUACCACAACUAAAAACUUCAGUUCCUCUACAAAAGUAUUUAAAAGAAUACGUAGACUGGACGUGAAGCUCAAGGAUAGAGCUCACCUAGCAUGCCAAGUCCUGGACCCCAUCCCAGCAUGGCAAACAAAUUGCCUCAGGCUGUCUGUGUGAAACAUGAAUGCAUCUCAUGUUUAGAGGCAGCUCCCACCUGCCAAACAUCUCGUCAAGAAUAUGCAAAUAUUACAAAAUCAAAAAUAAUUCCCAAAUCCGAAACACUUCUUGUCAAAUGAGCUUCAAAGUACAGUCAACCUAUCAGAGACAAGGGUGAUGCCGGGGGUGAGAGUGCCUCAGCCGUGUUUAUGAAUUUGUUUGGUUCAGACAUAUCUGCGUGGUUCUGGAUAACUGGGCAUCUCUGACCCAAGUCAGUCAGUCCUUUUCUAAUGAGGUGUCCCUGGAAGGUAGAAGUGGGGUUGACUUUAGGAACUGAUCACCUCUGUCUCCUAGACAAGUCAGAACGGGAACUGACCUCUAGGAGAUUGUAGUCAGGAGCCCGCUAACCUUGGCCGCCAUGUUGUUCAGAGCUGAAGAAGUCUUUGUAUUACAGGGUAUUGCAGGACGCUGAUUGAACAGUAUCUGUACCCUUCCCCUACUAGAUGUCACUAGCAACCUCCUGCCAUGUGUGACAGCCACAAUGGUCACCAGAAAGUAGUGUUCCCUGGGAAGGCAGGCGGGACCUUCAACCAUUGGACCAAGAAAUCCUUGCUUUUGGGUCUCAGGGGCUAUAGAACUGUCUGCCUGAUGCUGUGGGCCGUCCGCUUACAGAUCUGGAGGAGGUCAGCAGAACCUGCCUCGGUUCAAUGGUUGCUUACCUGCUCCCAACCGAGAUCCGAAAGCUUUGCGGAGGGUCCCAAUCCAGAGGGUGGGCUACGUGUUUUUAAGAUAGAUAUUCCAAGGCACCAUCUCUCGUGCUGGGUCUAAGGUUAUCCCCAUCCCCCGUCUGUGCCCUGAGCUCCGUCUCCCCACUUGUGUUGUCCUUGUGACUGUACGACCAACCGACCCACUUCAGACUCAGCAGUUGUCUGCUGAAGUCCCAAGACAUUAGGGUCAGGUUACACCCAGAGGUGUUCACUGUGGGGUUACAGGGAGGCUGGAGAGAAUGGGCAGAGCUUGGGUUCCAUCACAACACCUAUAAGCUGUCAGAAACCCGAUGCCCCACCCACCCACCUCCAGCAUCUCUAAGCUGCUAAUCUCUGCCACGUGUCCCGUGUGCUCCAGCACCGCCACCAACCGCCUGCCAUGCCCGCCUUCCGUGAGGUUGUCCAGGCUGUGUUCUCGCAUGCUUCUCUCUUCUAUAUAACCCUCUUCCUCUCAUUCUAUGGGAUCCAACACAAAGUCUACUCAUGCUUGUUUGCAUUAUGGUUAAACUAUUAAAAAGAAAAUGCAGACUGA